AUGUUACCGGUUACCCUAACUCAAUUUCUUCCCGCCAAACCCUUCCCCUCCCGCCAAUUCCGUCUCUACAAACGCCCUAGACUCAAAAUCGAAGCCUCUCUCCCACUUCCAUCGCCGUCGCCGUUUGAGAAUCUCUUCACCACGUUGAUCUCUCAAUAUCCCUCCGUUAACUCGCUCGAUUUCAUCGUUCCCGCUCUCGGUUUAUCUUCCGGCGCCGCUCUUUUCUUCUCCCGAUUCAAAUCAUCUCGAAUUCCCGAUUCCGAUGCCGAUGCUGGAGAAGUUGGAGAAUGCGGAGAAUUGGGAGAAUGGAUCCUCUUUGCAUCUCCAACGCCGUUUAACCGUUUCGUUAUGCUCCGGUGUCCUUCGAUAUCGUUUAGGGAAAGCCGCCAUGAGGUUAACGAGAGGUUAGUGAAGGAGGAGAAGCAUUAUGUGACGGUUAACAGUGGGAAAGUUAUUGCGAAGAAGAAGGAGAAGGAUUUUGAUUUGGAUGAAGAUGAAUUGAGUUAUCAGAGAGUGUGUUUGAGUGCGCCUGAUGGAGGUGUGGUUUCGUUGGAUUGGCCUGUUGAAUUGGAUUUGGAAGAGGAAAGUGGUUUGGAUUCUACGCUGUUGCUUGUUCCGGGUACUCCUCAAGGGAGUAUGGAGGAUAGUAUAAGGUUUUUUGUGGUUGAGGCUCUUAAGAGAGGUUUUUUCCCUGUUGUGAUGAAUCCUAGAGGAUGUGCUUCUUCACCUCUCACCACUCCAAGGUUAUUUACCGCUGCUGACAGCGAUGAUAUCUGCACAGCUAUAACUUAUAUCAACAAAGCAAGGCCGUGGACUACCUUGAUGGGUGUUGGUUGGGGAUACGGUGCUAAUAUGCUCUCAAAAUAUCUGGCCGAGGUUGGGGAAAAAACACCACUGACAGCUGCUACAUGUAUAGACAAUCCUUUUGAUUUAGAUGAAGUUACAAGAACCUUUCCUUAUCACCAUGUUAUUGAUCAGAAACUCACCCGUGGCCUUGUAGAUAUUCUACAAACCAAUAAGGCACUUUUUCAAGGCAAAACAAAAGGAUUUGAUGUGGAAAAAGCUCUAUUGGCAAAAUCCAUACGUGAUUUUGAAGAAGCAAUAUCCAUGGUAUCAUAUGGCUUUGUGGACUUAGAAGAUUUUUAUAGAAAUUCUAGCUCAAGAAAUAUGAUCAAGGAUGUUAAAAUUCCUGUACUAUUUAUACAGAGUGAUAAUGGGAUGGUUCCAGUAUUCUCAGUUCCGCGAAAUCUGAUUGCAGAAAAUCCAUUCACCAGCCUGCUCCUAUGUUCUUGUUUGCCAUCAAAUGUUAUGGAUACUGAAACAUCUGCUUUAUCAUGGUGUCAGCUUGUAACAGUCGAGUGGCUCGCAGCAGUGGAGCUGGGUCUCUUAAAGGGUCGUCAUCCUCUUCUAACAGACAUAGAUGUUACAAUAAAUCCCUCUAAAGGAUUAGUUGUUGUGGAAGAAGUGAGGACAGAUAAGAGUCCAAAAGUCGGAAAAUUGUCGGGGUCAGAUCCAUAUAAUGGCAACUCUACUGACCCUACUAAAGGUUUGCUUGAAGAAAGUAAGAAUGAUGCUGGAAAAUUGUCGGGGUCAGAUCCAUAUAAUGGGAACUCUACUGACCCUACUAAAGGUUUGCUUGAAGAAAGUAAGAAUGAUGCUGGCGUCCACUUUAGGCUCCAACACAAUCUACAACAGAACAUUGAGCAUAGAGAUGUGAGCUUACAGGUAAAAAGUGACCCAUUACAGCAGAAUAGCUCCAGUGGUACAGAUUUGAUUGGAGAGGAGAAUGCUGCAUCAGUGGAUAGUGAACAAGGCCGUGUUCUGCAGACAGCCCAAGUAGUAACCAAUAUGCUUGAUGUUACAAUGCCUGGUACUCUUACAAAAGAACAGAAGAAAAAGGUGUUAGCUGCUGUGGGUCGGGGUGAGACCCUCAUGAAUGCUUUGGAAGGUGCUGUUCCGGAGGAUGUUCGUGGAAAGUUAAAAGAGGCUGUUGCUGGAAUUUUGCAUGCACGAGGCUCUGACUUGAAGUUUGAUAAAGUUCUCAGCAUUGCUCAGUCUCCUGAUUCAUCACCAGGGCAUAAGAACGAAGAAAAGGCAACAGAAGCAUCAACUGCAGAAGUUAGGAAAGGCCAGUCCUCUUCAAAUCAGAUGAAAAACACUAAUAGUUCUAUAGAUGGCUCUGAUAAAGUUGCAAGUGACAUGGGGGAGCCUGCAGAAGGAAUAGAGGCAGAAGUUGUCCGUGUAGAGAUACAUUCUACAAGCUCAUCUCAAUCUCAAGAAUCAAACAAUGAAGUUGGUUCUUCCGGUUCUUCGAAGGAAAAUGGCGAGUCUAGAGAAAAUAAUGAUACAAGUGGGGAUUUAAAAGGAAAGGUUGUUCCUGAUAUGGAUCAUAGCGAGAAGGGGUUAGAAACGGGUUCUGAAUCGUAUACUCUCAACCAUCCUGAUGCGGCAGGUGGAUCUGAAGCUGAAGCUGUUACUGAACAGAAAAGCCAAAAAGGUGGAAUAGCUCAAACAGAAACAGAGGAAAAUAAUAUCCCGAAGGUUGACCAGAAAAAUCAAGAUUUCUCUAAUGAUCAAAGUAAAACAGCAUUGACUGAUGCAAAAGAAGAACCUUCUCCUCCGAUGUCCUCUGAGCACCAGGCAGUGGAAAGAGAAGGUAAUGGUGAUGAAAAUAAAGAUAUUCAGAAUAUACAGCAAACUUCACCUCAAACUAACUCUUCCAGUUCAGGUCUCGCGGCCCCCGGCUUCAGCGUUUCUCAAGCAUUUGAAACCUUUACAGGGAUGGAUGAUUCCACCCAAAUGGCUGUUAACAGUGUUUUUGGCGUGAUAGAAAAUAUGCUAACUCAGCUUGAGAAUAACUCAGAUAAUGAAACUGAAGUCAAGGAUGGAAAAGCUAUUGAACACAAGCUAGAUGAACAACCAAAAAGUAGUAGCCAGAGCAAUGAUUCCAACAUGUCUGGAAAUCCUUCUCUAGAUAAUGAAGCUGAAGUCAAGGAUGGAAAAGCUAUUGAACCCAAGCUAGAUGAACAACCAAAAAGUAGUAGCCAGAGCAAUGAUUCCAACAUGUCUGGAAAUCCUUCUCUAGAUAAUGAAGCUGAAGUCAAGGAUGGAAAAGCUAUUGAACCCAAGCUAGAUGAACAACCAAAAAGUAGUAGCCAGAGCAAUGAUUCCAACAUGUCCGGAAAUCCUUCUCUAGAUAAUCACCAUGAUGGCAUGUCCUUGAGUAUUGAUUCAUGCCAUACGGAAGAACAACUAAAAACCCUCAGCAUAACUAAUGGAAGCAGUGGGAGUGAUUCUCAAAAUUGUUACUCUAAUGAUCACCAAGUUAAGAAGACUGGUAAUACAAAUAGUCAACUGAUUGAUAAAAGAUUUCUCUAUGAUGAAUGGGAUGGACACAGACAGGUAAGUAGGAUGCCAGACUUCAUAGCUGGAGGUUCAUAUGGAUAUGGGAACUCUCCGUACAAAAAUUACCUCCGUAAAUAUCUUGUUUCUGAGAUUCGUGCCAAAAAACAUGAUUUAGACACAACAACUGCAUUAUUUCUUGAUUAUUUCCCAGAAAGUCAGAAACUCUUUGAACAACCACAAAACGUGGAAAUUGCUUCUGCUGAUGCUGAAAUGUAUAAGGAGGUUGGGAGCAAGAUGAAACCCCACACAUCUGCAAAAUCUUUUGAUGAAAAAGAGUGUAUUGAACCACCAUAUGUGAUAUUAGAUGCAGAAAAGCAACAAGAACCGGUUAGAGAGUUCAUCACUACAGACACUGAGAACGUAAUGAUUCAUACUGGCGAUGACAGGUCAAAAGAGUCUAUCCAAUUUGUGAAAAACAAAGUACUAGAUUCUUUGAAGAUGGAAGUUGGUCGCAAGCUGAAUGCCACGGAAAUGAUAGAAAUGAAACCAAAGCUUGCCAGAGAUAUGGAACAUGUGGCGAAUACGGUCUCACUAGCUGUUGGAACUAGCAAGGGGCAACUACUCUAUUCCAAAUGUCAAGGCCAUGAUGUUGAGGGUGCUGUAGGAAAGGUUGGCACGCUUGAUAGGGAACAUAUCAUUAGGGCAAUUUCAUCUUCUGUUCAGCAAACAAGCUGCCUAAGAAAAGUUAUGCCUGUUGGUGUUAUUGUUGGAUCCAUCUUAGCUUCCCUUAGGAAAUAUUUUAAUGUAGCUCCACAUCAAGAAAAUGGCCAGGGAAGAUCUCAUGCCCUUGGUGAUGAGGAGAAACCUGGUGGAAAGAAUUAUGUCAUUGAUGAUGCAACAGUGGCAGGUCAAGUACCAGAUGAGAAACCCAGUUUGGACCAUCCCAUCAAGAGAGAACUUGUAGAAAGUGAAUUAGAAGAUUCAAACAAAAAUACUUACAUGGUUGGUGCUGUUACAGCUGCUAUUGGGGCUUCUGCUUUAUUCAUGCAACCAAAGGAUACACAAGGAGAAAAUGAAAAUCACCAAAAGAAGCCAGAAGAGCUCAAAGAGAAAGUCUCCGAUAAUCAGAGUAACAUAAUCACAAGCCUUGCUGAGAAAGCCAUGUCGGUUGCUAGUCCAGUUGUACCUACCAAAGAAGAUGGUGGAGUGGAUCAAGAUAGACUGGUUACAAUGCUAGCUGAUUUAGGGCAGAGAGGUGGCUUGUUGAGGCUAGUUGGAAAAUUUGCUUUGCUAUGGGGUGGUAUCCGUGGUGCAAUGAGUUUGACGGACAAGCUUAUCUCAGUCUUUCAUUUUUCUGGGCGUCCGUUGUUUCAGAGGAUCUUUGGGUUUGCUGGCAUGAUCCUUGUUUUAUGGUCUCCUGUUGCUAUUCCGUUCCUUCCUACAAUUGUUCAGGGUUGGACAACAAACAGUCCUUCCAUAAUAGCCGAGUGUGCCUGCAUUAUUGGCUUGUACAUUGCUAUAAUGAUACUUGUAAUGCUAUGGGGGAAAAGAAUCCGUGGAUAUGAAAAUGCAUUUGAGGAGUAUGGGCUAGACUUGACUUCACAAAGGUUAGUUGAAUUUUUGAAAGGCUUGGUCGGUGGAGUCAUGUUCAUUUUUUCAAUCCAUGCUGUGAAUGCAUUUCUUGGUUGUGCAAGUUUCUCUUGGCCUCAUAUUCCACCUUUAGAUAUCAUGGCUUUGCUAAAAGUGUGUGGACAAAUGGGUCUGCUAUUUGUUCAAGGAACUGCAAUGGCAAGUGCUAUUUCAUUGGUGGAAGAAUUGCUUUUCAGGUCAUGGUUGCCCCAGGAAAUUGCAGUUGAUCUUGGAUAUCAGCGUGGAAUCAUAAUUUCAGGGCUAGCAUUUUCUUUCUUACAAAGGUCGCUAUCAUCAAUACCGGGACUUUUGCUUUUAUCUUUGUCCUUGUCGGGUGCCCGACAGAGAAACAGAGGUAGCCUCUCUAUUCCUAUCGGGCUACGUGCGGGGAUGUUGGCGUCGACUUUUAUUUUGCAAAAGGGUGGUUUCUUAACAUAUAAUUAUAAAGGAAACAUUCCUCUUUGGGUAAUUGGGUCUCAUCCAUUACAGCCAUUUAGUGGUUUAGUUGGUUUUGUAUUUUGUUUAUCACUAGCAAUAAUUCUCUACCCCAGAGAGACUUCACAAAAAAGUGAAGCUAAGGAGUGA
This is a messenger RNA of Lathyrus sativus (Indian pea), 5559 nucleotides long. The record is from the annotation of a GenBank genome assembly. Lineage: Eukaryota; Viridiplantae; Streptophyta; Magnoliopsida; Fabales; Fabaceae.